AUGUUUUCAAGUCUUCGUGGAUUUGUGAAUCGGCAUAGACGAAAGUUUAUAUUUGGAGGUAUCAUAGUUGGUGGUGUUAUUUUUGUCAGAUAUACAGCACGUAGACUUCGAGAAUGGCAAGAGAAAGAGAUAAAAGAUAUGCUGGACAGAUCAAAGCGACAUCAAUAUUUUGAAUGUAAUGAAAGAACUUGCAGUCAGAUGAUAAUGUCUCUUACAUUAACUUUAAAAGAUUCUAUAAUAAAAGUUUUGGAUACUAAUGCUGUUGUAAAUAAGCUUAGAAAUGGUUGUCCUGAUAAAGUAACAUGUUGGAAUGAAUUAAAAGUUUUAGCAAUUGCUAGAUCUGCCUUAGUAGUUUAUUCGAAUGCCAUGUUAGCAACUUUAAUAAGAAUUCAAUUUAAUGUAAUGGGUGGUCAUGUAUACAAGGAUAUUCAGAAUUCUAAUGGUACAACAACAGAAAAUGUUGUACAAACAAAAUAUAUGUCACUUUCAAGUCACUUUAUAUACAAAGGAAUUCAAAAAUUGGGUUUACUCAUAAAAGACAAGGUGGCAGAAAUAACAGCAUCAAUUUGUUUGAAAGAAGAAUUGACUUUAAGAGACAUAGAAGAAAUAUACUGGGCUUUAACAUCUUCUCUUUCUGCAGACAGUUCAAAAGACCCUGUAAAAAAUCUUGCUGAAUAUAUGCUAUUAUCAAAUUGCGAGGCAGAACAAACACCUAUAUUAUUAAAACUAUUCAAUGAAACAUUGGAUCUUCUAGAAAGUGAAGAAGUACAAAAUUUAACACAAAGUAGUAUUAGAAGCGGAUUUAGUUUGCUAGUGGACCACAUUUCUGCAUUCUUUAUUGCUUCUCCUAUAGUAGAAAAUGGCAAAACUAUUCAGAAUGGUGUUUCAGUACCAGGAACAUCGAGUCAAACUAGCAUAAACACAAAGUAUGAUUCAAAUGCGUUUAUAAAUAUUAAUAAGGUAUCCAUGCCAAUGGCCAAAAUAAUACCAAUUAUAAAUGGACAAGUACCAGAUAAACCAACAUUAAAAGAUUUUCAAAGCGAUUUGUUACAACGUCUUAUAACAAAUAACGAACUUAAGACACUUGGAGCAAAUAUUUAUGAGGCAUUUAGUUUUUAAAAUCAACCACUAAGAUAUUCAUACUGUACACAGAGCACUAUAUGUAUGAUAUGCGAAAAUAUAGUAUGAUUAAUUGCA
Messenger RNA from Bombus pascuorum, 1197 nucleotides. It is a transcript of the gene Pex3, whose product is annotated as peroxisomal biogenesis factor 3. NCBI's taxonomy places the organism in Eukaryota, Metazoa, Arthropoda, Insecta, Hymenoptera, Apidae. Gene Ontology annotation, molecular function: protein-macromolecule adaptor activity. Gene Ontology annotation, cellular component: peroxisomal membrane. The record is from RefSeq and is a predicted model, not a curated record. Bases 1 to 1119 code for a protein of 372 amino acids. Gene Ontology annotation, biological process: protein import into peroxisome membrane. The transcript has a single exon.